AUGUCCUCGAUUAUUGAAAAUAUCAACGCAUCGCUCCAAAUGGUUGAGCAUUUUUACAAACACUAUAAUCCGAGUGAUGCAGACAAAAUUCUAAAGUUUAUCAAUAUUAUCAACAUUAAUAUCAAGCAUAUCAAACUUGCGUUAGGAGGUGCAAUAUCGAUUGGAGAUAAACGACAUCUUGCGGCGGUAGCUGGUAAAAUGGAGCGCUACAAGUUGCUGAUCAGUGAAAUGGGUAAACCUAUAACCGGCACAUCGCUUGAGGAAGAAAAGAAAAAUGUAGAGUGGAGGGAUUUGACUACAGCCUUCAAGUCGAGGGUGAGCACCGGCAUUAUUAUCAAUUUAGGACAUAAAACGCUAGGCACAUUUUUCCAUGAUUGUUUUCAAAUAUUUUCAAAGAAAAUCAAGGAUAUAUUUAGUCAAUACAACCAUCCGCUAAAAUUAAAUUUUGAGUUUUGUGCCGAAUUUGUUAAACCUGUCCCAAACAACGACCAAGAUUUAGUAUCUAGAGAAUUUACUUUCUUAACCAAAAAUUUUACUAUUUUAAGUUGUAAUUUAGAAGAACAAAACUUAAAGCAACUGUUUAAUUGUAACGUCGUAGAUUAUUUAAUGCGGCGUCUGCUUGAUUUUGAAGAACAGGAAAGUGGUUGGGCCUUAUCUAAGAUUAUUUCGUUAAGUGUGAAUGCCAAUAGUGCGACUCUAAUAAGAGCGUCAUCCUACAUCGAGUUGCCUAAUGAAAUCAAGUCGAAGCAGGCGGUCAUCAACGUUAAAAACAACGAUGAGGCUUGUUUCGGAUGGGCCCUAUCUUCAGCGCUUUUCCCCUUGUCAAAACAUUCCGAUCGUGUUUCCUCAUAUCCCUAUUAUGCUCAAAUCUUAAAUUUCGAAAACAUCACUUUUCCAAUGACCCUUGAACAAAUUCCUAAAUUUGAAAAACAAAAUCCCAACUUAUCUCUUAACAUUUAUGGUCUCAUCCGAAAAUCUGUUUCGAAUUACAUCACGGCUCCUUUGUAUUUAACCUCUGAUAAAAAAGAACGUCAUGUAAAUUUGCUAAUGAUACAAGACGAUUACGAAAUCGAAGGUAACGUUGAUCGUAUCGUUGAUGAUCAUCGCUAUGAUGUGGCUGUAAAAUUUCACUUUUGCUGGAUAAAAGAUUUAUCCAGAUUGGCGCAUUCACAAUUAACGAAGAAUCACAAAAAACUAUUCAUAUGUGAUAGGUGCCUCCACUAUUUUAAUUCUGAAACCAAAUUGAGCAAACAUGAAAUAGAUUGUAAGCAGAUGAAUAAAUGUAGAUUAAAUACACCAAAGCCCGGCACAACGGUUAAUUUUAAAGACUAUCAAUUUAAACAGACCGCUCCUUUCAUCAUGUAUUGCGACUUGGAAUGUUUAGUUCAAGAAUAUCAGGAAGAUGAGACGCGCAACACGGUUAAAUAUAAAGAGCAUAAUGUGUGCAGCAUUGCAUAUUAUCUUCAUUGUACAUUUGACAAUUCUUUAUCAAAACUUCAAAUAAAGAGAGGUGAGGACUGUAUUAAUUGGUUUACAAGCGAAUUAGUCAAAAUUGCAGGCAACUUACAACAAUAUUUUGAUACUCCAAUGCCAAUGAAACCCUUAACCGAUAUAGAAAUGCUGGCAUAUAAUGCAGCUACUCAUUGUCAUAUUUGCGAAAGCCCAAUAUUGGAGGGGGAGGUCAAGGUCAGGGAUCACUCUCACUUCGGGACCGGAAAUUGGAGGGGGGCGGCCCACCAGAAGUGUAAUCUUCAAUAUAAGGCCCCCCACAUGAUUCCAAUAUUCUUUCAUAAUUUCAGCGGAUAUGAUAGCCAUUUUAUUAUAAAAAAUAUCGCUCAAGCUAUUCCAGGCAGAGUUACGCUACUUCCUAAAAAUAAAGAACGUUACAUAUCGUUUACCAAAUAUAUGAAAGACACGGACAUACAAUUCAGAUUUGUAGAUUCAUAUCGUUUUAUGAACGAAUCAUUAGACAAGUUAUCUUCAUAUUUGAAAUUUGACGAUUUUAAAAUUUUACGCAGCACGUUAAACCAUUUAAGCGAGGAGCAAUUAAAGUUGCUUAUCAGAAAAGGCGUUUAUCCAUAUGAAUAUAUGAAUGAGUGGGCGAAAUUCGAAGAAACAUCACUUCCAGCAAAAGAGAAAUUUUAUAGCAAGUUAUCUCAAACGGACAUUCCUGAAUCAGAAUACAUGCAUGCGCAAAACGUUUGGCGGAAAUUCAACAUUCAAAAUUUAGGUCAAUACAGCGAUCUUUAUUUGAUAACGGAUGUGCUUUUGCUAAGCGAUGUAUUUACGAAUUUUCGCGAAAAAUGCAUUACAACGCAUAAGCUAGAACCUGCAUUCUUUUUUACUGCUCCGGGGUAUACAUGGCAAUGCAUGCUUUACUAUACAAAAGUGAAAUUAGACCUUUUGUCUGAUAUAGAUAUGAUACUAUUCAUGGAAAAGGGUAUAAGAGGUGGGAUAACGCAGUGUUGUACGAAAUAUAGUAAAGCAAACAAUAAAUAUAUGGAAAAUUAUGAUGCGAGGAAACCUUCAUCUCACAUCCUUUACACGGAUAUGGUGAAUUUGUAUGGUUGGGCUCAAAGCCAAUGUCUACCCCAAAAUAAUUUUAAAUGGCUUAGCGAAUCAAAAAUAAAAUCAUUAACAACCGAAACCUUAAUGAAACUACCUGAUGACGCAAAUGAAGGUCUAAUAUUAGAGGUAGAUUUAACAUAUCCGCAGCAUUUGCAUAAUCGACAUAAGUACAUACCAUUUUGCGUUGAACAUAGUAAACCUCCUGGUGGUAAACAUGUGAAACUGCUCGCAACCUUAACAUCUAAAUCCAAAUACGUGAUUCACUAUCGUAAUUUAAAACAGUGUCUGCAAGCAGGACUUGUGCUUGAAAAAAUCCAUCGCGCGAUAAGCUUCAACCAGUCUCGUUGGCUUAAACCGUAUAUAGAUUUGAAUACAAGGUUGCGAGCACGAGCUAGUAAUCCGUUUGAAAAAAAUUUAUAUAAAUUGCUAAACAAUGCUAAUUUCGGAAAGACGAUGGAGAACGUGAGAAACCAUCGAAAUAUAAAACUCGUUACUCGUUGGAAUGGCAGAUAUGGAGCCAAUUAUUACCUUUCCCAGCCUAAUUUUUGCAGUAGGGAAAUUUUUGAUGAAGAAUUGAUGGCUAUCGAGCUAUCUAAGGUGGAAAUUAUGAUGAAUAAACCACUCUAUGUGGGAAUGGCUAUUCUCGAUAUUUCUAAAACCUUAAUGUAUGAUUUUCACUAUAAUUUUAUGCAGCGGCAAUUUGAUGAUGAUUGCAUGAAACUCUUGUACAUGGAUACCGAUAGCCUCGUAUAUGAGUUAAUGUGUGAUGACGUGUAUGAUCUGAUUCGAAACAAUAUCGAGCGAUUUGACACGUCUGAUUUUGUUGAAAACAAUGAAUUUAACAUCCCCAGAUGUAAUGCUAAGGUGAUCGGUUUAAUGAAAGAUGAAAUGAGCGGUAAAGUGAUAACCGAGUGGGUGGCCUUGGCAUCAAAAAUGUAUAGCUUUAGGACUAGGGAUUGUGAUGUUAAGAAAUUGAAAGGUGUAAAGACUAAUAUUGUAAAGAAUAGAAUAACUUUUAAUGAUUAUUUAAAGUGUUUAAAGAACCAGGACGUUAAAAUCGUUUCCCAAAGCAGCAUAAUUUCAAAAAACCAUAAAGUGUAUAGCGUAGAGCAAACUAAAAUUGCUUUAUACAAUAACGAUGAUAAGAGAUAUACACUACCUAAUCAGAUCGAUACGCUGCCUUGGGGACAUUUUAACAUUCCCAUUCAAAUGGAAUUAGAAUAA
Messenger RNA from Photinus pyralis (common eastern firefly), 3792 nucleotides. RefSeq lists its product as uncharacterized. The record is from RefSeq and is a predicted model, not a curated record. Bases 1 to 3792 code for a protein of 1263 amino acids. The transcript has a single exon. Lineage: Eukaryota; Metazoa; Arthropoda; Insecta; Coleoptera; Lampyridae.